Messenger RNA from Syzygium oleosum, 500 nucleotides. RefSeq lists its product as uncharacterized. The transcript has a single exon. Lineage: Eukaryota; Viridiplantae; Streptophyta; Magnoliopsida; Myrtales; Myrtaceae. The record is from RefSeq and is a predicted model, not a curated record. Bases 20 to 322 code for a protein of 100 amino acids.
GGCGAAUUGGAGACCCCGUAUGCAACAAGAAAUAGUGCGAAGCAAGAAGAUAUCGAUGGCAGGGACUAGUCUAGCAAAUGCUGCCGUAUCUACGCUCGGAGGGGGGCCUUAUGGGCAACAUACGAGUAAGAGUACUAAUAACCAGUGCUCAUUCCAAAUGCCGCUGCAUUACCCGAGGUACAAGAAGAAAGACUACGAGAAUAUGCCCGAGUGGAAGCUGGAUCGCCUCCUGAAUGAGUAUGGUUUGCCUGUGUCCGGUGAUGUCGUCCAGAAGAGGAAGUUCGCCAUGGGGGCUUUCCUUUGGCCUUCGCAGGAAGAGUAAAACAUGUUGUCUCAUGGUAUGAUGUUGCGACCGGGUGUUAGCAAGAGGAUUGCUAAAUGCUAAUAAUCAUGUGUCAGUUUAGUUUGGUUUGGUUAUCAUAUUCUGCCCCCUAAUGUAUGAAUGUAUGUUUCUGUCAGUGGUGUGAUUUAUAUUUGAACAUGUAGCACCAGUUUCUGUA